Molecule: messenger RNA, 2710 nt
Organism: Cuscuta campestris
Lineage: Eukaryota; Viridiplantae; Streptophyta; Magnoliopsida; Solanales; Convolvulaceae
Source: the annotation of a GenBank genome assembly
ACCAUUUUGCAGCGUCCCUGCAACAAUUAAAGCCUGGAGCUGCUCAUCAAAAGCUUUCUUCUUUAUUUCAUUAAUUAUUCAAGAAAAAUGGAGUUCAAGAGAAAUCUGGGCCGCCGGUUUCUGAGAACCUGCAGAAUCGGAAACCAUUGUAUGACCGAUUGCCGUAUCUCAACGUCUAGGGUUGCCGUCAAAACCCGUAUUCCGCCGGGUCCCGAAAGAAUCCCCCCGGAUUCGCUUGACGAUUCCGUGUUCCGCCGCUUCAUGCACCGCCGCCCCGGAUACGAGCCGGCCGGUUUGCCGCCCUUCCCGGUGUCCGGCGAGAAGCUGAUGGAGAAACUCCGGGGGAUGGACAUUUCCAGCGACAGGAUCCGGCUGGACGGCCUCGUCCCUCCUCCGCCGGAGUGCAGUCUGACGGUGGUUGACGCGCGGAAGCUCCUCCGGUUGUCGCAGCUUGAAGCGGUGAAAGCGAAGCUCAGGGGAAUCGGGAAAAAUCACAUUUCGUAUUCCCAGUUUAUGGGGAUUUGCGGGGACGGCUGUUCAAAUCCCGAUCAAGGACUUGACAUCGCCAAAACGUUGGACGAUUCCGGCGCCGUCAUCGUUCUCGGCAACGUCGUUUUCCUCAAACCUCACCAGGUUGUGAAAGCCAUUGAAGGUCUAAUCCCAAAGCUGAAUGAGGAGGAGGAGAAGGAUGGUGAUCCCAGAAUGGAUGAAUUUCAGAGCAUGGAGAAGCAAAUGAAAGCAAUAGAGAAGAAAGCAGAAUCAAUGGCAAGAAGGGAGCUUCGGGCAGGGUUGGGCUAUCUGGUGAUUCAGACAGCAUUGUUUUUGAGGUUGACAUUCUGGGAGCUGACAUGGGAUGUAAUGGAACCCAUUUGCUUCUUUGUCACCUCUGGCUACGCCAUGGCUGCCUAUGCGUUCUUCUUAAGAACCUCAAAAGAACCAUCUUUUGAAGCCUUCUUCCAAGCCCGUGUUGGCGCGAAAAAGAAACGAUUGAUCCAGCUUCAGGGUUUCGACACCCACAAGUAUCAUCAGCUCAAAAAGAUUUGUGAUCCCUCUUCUUAAUUCCCUGUGAUGGUACGAUAAUAACAUAAUAACUUCACACAAAAGCUUUUCCAGAUUCUCUUUUUCCUCCUCCUGCAGCCUUUGGCUCCAUUUGUCGACAAAGUUUACAUUUUGGCUGGUGCAGCGGCUCUGUAUGUAUAUUAUUGAUGAAGAGAUUGAAUGAAUGUGCAAUGACUUUGAGUUUUCUUUCUUCAUCACUCCAUUUCACCGGCAAAAAAGAGCUCAAUUCUUUCUUUUUUGUGGACUGAAUUAGUAGUCAUUUAGUCACCCUUUUAUAAAGAUAUGUUAAACAACAUGUUUUCACUUAAAAGAUAAUGCACCAGUGAGUGCAACUUUUUUCACCAUAGUAACAUAAAAGAAUACGGAGUCCAUUUAUAUAUAAAAUAAUAUAAGCAAAGGCAAAUACUGACUCAUCUCAAAACUUCAAGCAAAACUCAUGUCUUGGAGUGCAAUAAUAUCCACUCUUAUUGCCGCGCCAAAAUAAGCAAAGACAUAUACCGAACCUCCCUUUAUUCUCUUUUCAAAUUUCACACCAAGCCUUUUCAAAUUGUGGCAUGGAUAAUAGUUUCCUACACAAUCUCCAAAAAGAUCAUAAUCAAUGGAUAUAUUUAUAUAUUUUAUUUUUUUAGAUUCAUCCCUCCAUCAUAUGUGUUUCUUUUCACAUUUAGAAAUAAUUACAUAACAAUCUUACACUGAGUCACUGAGACUCACUUGAACAAUAACAAUGGAAAGAUACUGAGUGUUGAGGCAAGGCAAAUCCAAUGCUCUGAUUGAACCAAAUGUGUGUAUUGAACCAAUAUACUCAAAUAACUGUGUAAAAUAAUUGAUUGGUUCAACAUUGAAAAUACACUGUUUAGUUAACAGAAUCUUGAAACACACAGAAGAUUGGGUCUAUAAACACUCUUAACAUAACACUUUUUUAAACAAUAACAAUGGAAAGACACUGAGCGUUAAACAAAUAUAAUGCCAGUAUUCUGAUUGAACCAACUGAGCUUAUUGAACCAAUGUAUUAAGGCAUCUAUGCAAAACUAUGUAAUAUACUAACAUAUAGGUGAAUAUGUUGCAAUGCUACGAAGUUUUGAUUCAGAAUUCUGUUAUGGUAUCAUUGGUAUGUUUGGAAACAUGGAUUUGGAUUUCAAAUCUGGAUUUAGCUCAAAUUCCAUGUUUGGGAAACUUAAAAAUUUUGAAUCUGGAUUUGAGUCAAAUUCUUCUCUUCAUAAUAAAGCUUAAUUUAAAACCCAUGCAACUCCUUAGAUUAGUUCCAUACCAUUUUGCAGAAAUGAUUGUUGUGAUUUAUAUAUUCAUUGUGUUGGAUUGUAAUUUUAUGGCGGAAUGUCUAUGACUGUUUUAGCAUGCUUCAUAUAAUUUGUUUUUGUUUUAUAUGUUUUCUUACUGCAAGUAGAUUGAUUUUUUAGGACUUACUUUCUUUUAAGCAUGAUUAUUCCUUGAAUAUUCUUAUUGCUGCUGGACCUCAUUUGUUCAGUUAUUAGUCCUUUGUUCUAACUAAACCAUAUGUGUUUAUUGAACCAAUUGACUCAAAUUACUGUGCAGAAUAGUGAAUUGCUUCAUGAAUGGAAAGACACUGAUCUGUCAAAAGAAAAUUGGAACAAACAGAACAUUGGAAACACUUUAUUAAACAAUAACAAUGGAA